Molecule: messenger RNA, 1724 nt
Organism: Zingiber officinale
Lineage: Eukaryota; Viridiplantae; Streptophyta; Magnoliopsida; Zingiberales; Zingiberaceae
Exons: 5
Coding region: 1-1395 (464 amino acids)
Source: RefSeq, a predicted model, not a curated record
AUGGACUACUUCAAGACCAUAUCUGGCAUGCAAGUGGGUGAACUGCUUAAGUAUGAGAAUGCAGUUGGAAAUUGUUAUCACCAAGAAUUCUUAAAAGGACUGGUUUUCCUACCUCAUAAGUCAUGGAACAGCCAUUUGACUGGUGUUAUCAAACAGUUUGUGAAACAUAAAGGGAGCCACAGUGUGGGCAGUGCAAGAACCCCUAAUGGCAACGCCGACGAAUCCGAGUUCUCUGCCAUCGCCGUCUUCUUUCCCCGGUCGGCGAUCGCUCGGGAUAUUUUAUUGAGAAAUAUAAAUGUGGCCACUAAUUUCUGCAUCAAGAUUCCCGCAGAUCGUGAUGAACGAGCGUGGUUCGAGUUUUGUAUUCCAUCCUUUUCUGCAGCGAAAGAAAAAGAUAACGUAAAUGGCUUUGCCUUUCCUUCUCUGAUUCCCUUCUCGACCUUCACCUUCACCUUCACCUUCACCUUCCUCUCUGUACUCGAGGUUGUCCCCUUCUGCAUCGCUCCGGCCCGACUCGUCGUUUUCAUGGAGGAGCACGCCGACUUCCGCGACUGGGAGAUCCUUCCGGGGUCCGACGCCGGAGAGGACUUCAAGACUUUGCGAGCCUCGUCGGAGGACGGCUCCGAAGACGGUGCCAUCAAAUUCGACUACUUCGCGAUCGAUUCCGGAAAGUGCUACCACAAAGGGGCCGCCUUCGGUGACAGCGCCUGCGAGGAAGACGUGCAUGUUGAUUCAGAUAACCCUAGCUGGAUCGACCCUGAAUCCGAUUAUCAAUUCGAUGAUCGGACCAAAGGAGAGGUGAGUUUUCCUAAAGUAAGUUCGGGAGGCGGAUUUUGGUCGGACGAGUCAUCGGAGGGGCAGAUAUCGCCUUUUGGUAGUGAAAAGGGGAGGUCUGAAGUAGACGAGGAUGUGAAAGGUGUGGAUGCCGAGGGGAUUAAGGAGGUUAAAGUGACAAGUGUGGUGAAUGAGAAUCUUGACCAAGAAGAUGUUGAUGAAAAUGCGAAGAUUCAUAUUUCUUCAGGGGAUUUGGAGGGUAAAAGUGUGGGCCUGGACAAGGUUUUGGCUAAUGGAGAAGAGAAGAGAGGGAAAAAUUGGUGGAAGUUCCCUUUUGAGAUUCUAAAGUUCUGUGCUUUCAAUGUGAAGCCAGUUUGGUCGAUAUCUAUAGCUGCGGCCAUAUUGGGGGUGAUGAUGCUUGGAAGAAGGUUGUAUAGGAUGAAAGAGAAAACUAGAAGUAUUCCUCUCAGGAUCAUCUUGGAUGAAAAGAAAGCAUUCCAGUUAAAGAUCCGUGCAGCUCGUCUUAACGAAGCCUUCUCAAUCAUGCGGCGAGUUCCGAACAUAAGGCCUUCACUACCUUCUGGUGGCAUGACGGCAUGGUCUGUGCUCAGCCUUCAGUGAGAUGCAUCUGAUCCAUAGAAGCGGAUCACUAGAUCGCCACACGCUCCAGUUAUUAUUGUCCACAAGCAAACACUGCUGAAUGAAACUUAUAAAGUAGCUCUGACCGUUGGAAACAUAAAAGAUUGCAUGUUCCAAGCAAGCAUUGGUGUUCAAGGUGAUCUCAAACUUGAGGUCAUUGAACAUGUUAUUGAUGCCGCUUUUAAACUGAGGUCAUGUGUCUAUAUGAAGUAGUAGACUAUCUUCCAGAUACUGUAUAAUUGUAACUUAGAUACACGUUGCUCUCUGUGUGUGCUCAUUAUUAUUCAGAGAGAGGAUUUGCCUAUACUAAA